Messenger RNA from Dipodomys ordii (Ord's kangaroo rat), 1964 nucleotides. RefSeq names its product solute carrier family 36 (proton/amino acid symporter), member 1 (gene Slc36a1). Gene Ontology annotation, biological process: proline transmembrane transport; L-alanine transport; glycine transport. Gene Ontology annotation, molecular function: L-alanine transmembrane transporter activity; glycine transmembrane transporter activity; L-proline transmembrane transporter activity. The transcript is spliced from 10 exons. NCBI's taxonomy places the organism in Eukaryota, Metazoa, Chordata, Mammalia, Rodentia, Heteromyidae. Gene Ontology annotation, cellular component: vacuolar membrane. The record is from RefSeq and is a predicted model, not a curated record. The coding region runs from base 6 to 1433 and encodes 475 amino acids.
CUACCAUGUCCACGCAGAGACUUCGCAAUGAAGAUUACCAUGACUACAGCUCCACCGACGUGAGUCCGGAGGAGAGCCCCUCGGAAGGGCUGAGCCACUUCUCCUCUGGCUCCUACCAGCGUUUCGGGGAGAGAAACAGCACUACAUCGCUGCAGACGUUGAUCCACCUGUUAAAAGGCAACAUCGGCACGGGGCUCCUGGGCCUGCCGUUGGCAGUGAAGAAUGCCGGCAUCUUGUUGGGUCCCCUCAGCCUGUUGGUGAUCAGCAUUGUGGCUGUGCAUUGCAUGAGCAUCCUGGUGAAAUGUGCCCACCAUUUCUGCCGCAGGCUGAACAAACCCUACAUGGACUACGGGGACACCGUGAUGUGUGGGCUGGAAGCCAACCCCAGUGCUUGGAUCCGGAGCCACUCCCACUGGGGAAGGCACAUUGUAGACUUCUUCCUGAUCAUCACUCAGCUGGGGUUCUGCUGCGUCUACUUUGUGUUUCUGGCUGACAACUUUAAACAGGUGUUAGAAGCUGCCAAUGGCACCACCAAUAACUGCCACCACAACGAGACGGUGAUCCUCACCCCCACCAUGGACUCGCGGCUCUACAUGCUCUCCUUCCUGCCCUUCCUGGUGCUGCUGGUUUUCAUCCGAAACCUCCGGGCCCUCACCAUCUUCUCCCUGCUGGCCAACGUCAGCAUGCUGGUCAGCUUGGUGAUGAUCUACCAGUUCAUCGUUCAGAGGAUUCCAGACCCCAGCCACCUACCUUUGGUGGCAUCAUGGAAGACCUACCCUCUGUUCUUUGGCACAGCCAUUUUCUCAUUUGAAAGCAUCGGAAUGGUUCUGCCCCUUGAAAACAAAAUGAAGGACCCCCAGAAAUUUCCAGUCCUCUUGUUCGUGGGAAUGGCCAUUGUCACCGUCCUCUACAUCAGCUUGGGGUCCCUGGGGUACCUGCAAUUCGGUGCCAACAUCCAAGGCAGCCUUACCCUCAACCUGCCCAACUGCUGGCUGUACCAGUCAGUCAAGCUGCUCUACUCCUUUGGCAUCUUCUUUACCUACGCACUGCAGUUCUACGUCCCGGCCGAAAUCAUCAUCCCAUUCUUUGUGUCCCGAGUACCCGAUCGCUGCCACUUACUGGUGGACCUGUUUGUGCGCACCAUGCUGGUUUGCCUUACGUGCGUGCUGGCCGUGCUCAUCCCCCGGCUGGACCUGGUCAUCUCUCUGGUGGGCUCGGUGAGCAGCAGCGCCCUGGCCCUCAUCAUCCCCCCGCUGCUGGAGAUCACCACGUUCUGUGCAGAGGGCCUGAGCCCCCUGCUCAUCGCCAAGGACGUCCUGAUCAGCAGCCUGGGCUUCGUGGGCUUCGUGGUGGGGACUUACCAGGCUCUGUAUGAGCUGAUCCAGCCAAACAAUGCCCCCAUCUCCCUCAACGCCACCCAUGCCUCUGUGUAGCAAUCUGAGGGACAUUGCCCCCCGUACCUGUCCCCCAGAGCCUCACACGCGGCCAGCCUGUGGGGAGAAGACGGGGACUAUGUCUGGACGCCCCUGCCUUUGGCACUGGGUGGGUCCCAUUGGGCCAGGCAAGCCCGAGGUUGGGGCCAGGGCAGGGUCUCAGACCCAAGGGACCGUCCUUCCCCUGGUGACAAUGUCGUCACUGCCCCUAUGUACUUUUAUCUCUGCCUCUGAUCCUCCCCUCCUCACGCCCUCCUCCCUCACCUGCCUGCCCCCCCCAUCAUAUUAUUCCUUCUGCACGGAUCACUUUAUUUAAGGCAGGGAAGGGGGGGCGGGGCUUCCUACACCUCAACGUUUUCUCCUGUCCUGGGCCAGGCCUGGAUUAAAUAAGUGGGGGAGUCCCCCCCACAUCCUCUUUCUAAAGCCAGGCUUCUUUCUCAACUCCCUCCCAAAGGUCGUACCUCAAUACCCGUUUAGCUGCUCAGCACUUGGGGUGCCGGGAUCUACCUAGGGGUUUAUAAAGUAGCCUCC